This is a messenger RNA of Phoenix dactylifera (date palm), 2285 nucleotides long. RefSeq lists its product as uncharacterized. Gene Ontology annotation, molecular function: protein binding. Lineage: Eukaryota; Viridiplantae; Streptophyta; Magnoliopsida; Arecales; Arecaceae. The record is from RefSeq and is a predicted model, not a curated record.
GUUUUAUUUUUAUUUUUAUUUUCUGAUUUCCCCUUUCCUCUCUCCCGGAGCCGUUGAGAUUUAAGCGGAAGCAACGAAGACGACGGAUAGAAACCCUUCGCCCCUCUUUCUCGCCUCCAUCCUUAUCUUCUCCCUGAUAAAACCGUUAUUCUUCGAUCCUUGAUCGUCUCUAACGUUUAAUCCUCGGAGAACAAAGAGGGUAGUAUGAUCACUCGAUCGAUUGUCCUCAUUCUGUUAAUUUCGAAAACCCUAAGCCUCUGAUCAUGGCAGCAACGUCAACCUCCAUCAACGCCCAGUCGCCGGGCCUCAAGACCUAUUUUAAGACCCCCGAGGGCCGCUACAAGCUCCAGUACGAGAAGACCCACCCGGCCGCAAUCCUCCACUACUCUCAUGGCAAGGCCGUCUCCCAGUUGACGAUCGCUUAUCUGAAGGAGAAACCUGCCAACCAGGCGCCGUCCACGCCGUCGACCCCGAGCUCCGGCGGAGGGGUGAGGUCGGCGGCGGCGAGGCUGCUUGGGGCUGGGAACGGGAGCCGGGCGCUUAGCUUUGUUGGGGGGAAUGGCGUUAGCCGAGUGGUUUCGGGGAACAGCAGGACCGGAGGGUCCCUUGGAUCCUCCAUUGGAUCGAGUAGUUCUCAGUCCACGUCUAAUUAUGACGGCAAGGGGGCGUACCUUAUCUUCAAUGCCGCUGACACUCUCUUCAUCAGUGAUCUCAAUUCGCAGGAUAAGGAUCCAAUCAAGUCCAUCCACUUCAGCAACUCGAACCCUGUAUGCCAUGCCUUUGAUGCCGAGGCUAAGGAUGGGCACGAUUUGCUCAUUGGUCUGCACUCCGGUGACGUUUAUUCGGUGUCAUUGAGGCAACAAUUGCAGGACCCUGGAAGGAAGCUCGUAGCAGCUCAGCAUUAUAACAAGGAUGGCACUAUAAAUAACAGCCGAUGCACUGGUGUUGCAUGGGUUCCAGAAGGUGAUGGUGCUUUUGUUGUUGGUCAUGCUGAUGGAAAUCUGUAUGUGUAUGAAAAAAGCAAGGAUGGGACUGCAGAUUGUUCAUUUCCUGUUAUCAAGGAUCAAACCCAAUUUUCUGUUGCACAUGCACGGUCAAGUAAGAGCAAUCCAAUCGCUAGAUGGCAUAUUUGCCAAGGUUCAAUCAACAACAUUUCUUUCUCAACAGAUGGAGCAUAUUUAGCCACUGUUGGCAGAGAUGGUUAUCUGAGAGUAUUUGAUUUCACAAAAGAGCAACUAAUAUUUGGUGGGAAAAGCUAUUAUGGUGCCUUACUAUGUUGUGCCUGGAGUUCUGACGGGAAAUAUAUAUUGACUGGCGGUGAAGAUGAUCUAGUUCAAGUUUGGAGCAUGGAAGACAGGAAGAUAGUAGCGUGGGGUGAGGGACAUAAUUCAUGGGUUAGUGGUGUUGCUUUUGAUUCCUACUGGUCAGCACCAAAUUCAGAUGGAACAGGAGAGAAUGUCAUGUAUCGCUUUGGUUCCGUUGGCCAGGACACUCAGCUGCUGCUGUGGGACCUGGUAAUGGAUGAAAUUGUGGUGCCAUUUCGAUCCUGUCCUCCUGGUGGGUCCCCAACACUCAGCAGCGGAAGUCAUUCUGCUCACUGGGACAACAUUUGUCCCAUAGGCACACUUCAACCUUCUCCAAGUAUGCGGGAUGUGCCCAAACUCUCGCCUCUGGUUGCUCACCGUGUGCAUGUAGAGCCACUCUCUGGUUUGAUAUUUACUAAUGAAUCAGUGCUUACUGUUUGUCGGGAGGGACAUAUCAAGAUCUGGGUGAGGCCUGGGAAUGGUGAAAGCACCCAAUCAAACUCCUCCGAAGCAGUUGCAGGUUUUGCUAGUUCAAAAGACAGACCUCUUACAUUAUCCAUCAAAUCCACGACUUCAAGUUAUAAGCAACCAUCAGCUGUUCUCUUUACAUGACUAGGAUCUUGCCUGCUGGUAUGCAACAUCGGUCAGUUGCUUGUCUUUGGCCAAUGCGAAGCUUAUUUGGUCCCUUUGAUCUUUUUUUUUUAUUAUUAUGAUUUACUGCUGAUGAAGAGUUAGUGGAAUUCUUGCAUCUUUUCAAUUGUUAGCUGCUCAUGGAAGUGCUGAAGUUUUAUGCUGUAAGAUGCUUCUGGUUGCAGCAUGUUAGUACUGCCAUUUGUGUGGCAGCAGAGAAUAAUGGAAUGCUCUCCUGUACAGAUAUAUAUUCCAGUCUAAAGAUAUGGAAGCUGCAUAUCGUCAUGGUUGAUAUUAUUUGAAGUGUCUAAUAUAAUUAGAAGCGACAGGGUAUUUAUUGAUUUUUGGUCA